CUUUUGGCAUAACGCGUGAUGUUGAUCGAAUUUCGCGAAUAAUAAUUAAUGCACAUAUAUUUUGCACAUACAUAGUUAAUGAAUUCCAAAUCAAGAAAGUGUGCGAUUAUUUAUUUAUUAUUAUGCAAGUUUCAAGCGGUUCCUUUCCACUAGGACCGAUUAUUUUGCCAAAAAUCGUGAGUGACGUCACAAUCUAUCGUUAGGUGAACUGUCAACAGAAAUGGGAACAGCUAGUAAAGUGAUUUUAAGUAAAAAAAAAUAAAUUCGUUGGAUUGUUAACGUUUAAAUCUGCAUUUACGGUAAACUUAUGAAUAAAAUAAAACAGUCGUUUGGUUACGUCUUAUUGCAAAGGGAAAUCAAUCGAGGUCCUGUUAAAUGAAAGUUGAUAAGUUUACUGCUAGGUUAGCGCUUAAAAGAGUUGUGCACAUUUGUGUUUUUUAUAACUAUUAUUAUCAAGAUAUUGUCAGUAUCAAGAGUAUCAACUAUUUAUCGUAGAAAGUUCCAACACAACAUAAAAACACCAAUAAAAAAAUGAGUGAUAGUUAACCUCCAAAAAGUGACUUGUUUACGAAAAAUUAUUUCUAAAAGGCAAUAAGCUCUAUGGUUAAAGAUGUUACACAUUUAAAAAAUAAAGUUAAAUAAAAAUUAAAAAAUGUCCUCCAACGCAACACCUUCGGAUAAUGUUAAUCCACAAAAUGUGCACAACCGCAACAGAUUAAGAAACAACAACAACCAAAACCCCGCUUUUAAUAUGCGCGACCAAUUAUUUCGUACCAUAUUCUUCAGAGUAGCCAUUAUGUACGCUAGGUCAUUUCCAAAACCUGUACGAAGACUUCUUGAAUUUAUAAUCCUUGUGAAGGCAAUUGCAGCCUUUUUUGUGUUAGUAUACAUACAUAUGGUGUUUACAAAAACACCGGCUUCUUGCCUCAAUCAUGUUAAGGAUACAUGGCCUCGAGAUGGAAUAUUACGUGUUGAAAUUUUGGAUGCUUCAAGGAGUGGUAAUCGCGAACGAAGAGAGCAAUUACAAUCUGAUGUGGAUUUUAAUAAUUAUUUUUUGGAUAGAGAUGGGUUUGUGGCAAUUGAUCCUACAGCAGUUGAGGAAAGUAAGAAAGUCACUGAACCGCUUUCUAAAACAAAUAAUAUAAAUAAUGAAAAUAAAUUCCAUUCAAAAGAUUAUACAAAACUAGAUAGUAAAGGUCGUAAUGUACUCAGUGAUUGGCAAAAACUUAAAACUUUAACUGAUGAUUAUGUAAGGAAAAAAGAAGAACAAUUACAAAUAAGCAAAAGAUCCAUAAUAACGCCAACAUCGGAAAUUAAUUUAUCCUCCUCAUUGUUUGAUAAACCAACUGGGAAUGUCUAUGAUGAGGAGCAAUCUGAAUCUAUUGGAAAAAAAUCUAAUAAAGACGAAUAUAUCGUUGAGUAUUCAUUAGAAUAUGGAUUUUUAAGAUUAAGUCUUGCUGCAAGGCAAAGAUUGAAUGUACCUGUACAAACCGUCGUGUUAGAUCCUUGGAAGGACGAAUGUUUUGGAGAUUAUUUCACUCGGUUUAUGUUAUCAGAAUUUUUGGGGUAUGAUGAUAUAUUGAUGUUGUCAAUUAAACCUCUUGCAGAACAAGAAAAAAAUAAAGGAUUUUUAAGAAAUGUUGCUACUGGGGAACAUUUUAGAUUCGUUAGUAUGUGGAUGGCGCGAACUUCUUAUAUUGCAGCUUUUUUCAUCAUGAUUGUGUUUACGGUUUCUGUUUCACUUCUACUUCAUUAUUCUCACCAUCAAAUCUUUGUUUUUAUCGUUGAAGUUCUGCACAUGAUUGAAUAUAACGUCCCAAUAACGUUUCCAGCAGCUUCGUUGUUGACCGUUAUUUUGGCGCUAGUCGGAAUGGAGGCGAUCAUGUCUGAAUUUUUCAACGAUACCACAACGGCUUUUUAUAUCAUACUUAUCAUUUGGGUGGCAGAUCAAUUUGACGGUAUUUGCAGUUAUACUACCAUCACCAAGCGGCAUUGGCUACGGUUCUUCUACCUGUAUCAAUUCACAUUCUACGCUUAUCACUAUCGUUUCAACGGUCAAUACAGCGGAUUAGCAUUGGUUUGUUCUUGGUUAUUUAUUCAGCAUUCUAUGGUAUACUUUUUCCAUCACUACGAGUUGCCGGCGAUCUUGCACCAGGCGCAGAUUGAACAGGUGUUGCGACAAACAGCUCAGAGCGAAACCAGGAUUGUCGCGGGAUUCGCGAACCCGUUGGCCGUACGUCUGUCUCAACUAGUGUCCGCCGUGAGGUCAUCAGCGACCACACAGACCACAAACAGUGUCGCCGAGGCCACCACGUCCACGUCGACAACGCAUAUGUCCACUGUUGGUACGUCCGCGCAACCGAUCACCUCAACCCAAACGAGCCAAACAACACCUGCCUCGGUCGAAUUUGGACAGCAGACUUCACCCUUGACAUCGACUACGGCAGUGGCCAGCCAGACAACGGAUAGACCAUCGAUACGGCCGAGCGGUGGUUCCGAUGAGCCUUAGCCAAUCGAGGAGUUUAAAUGUUAUUAAAUAUUAUAUUAUUUAUAGUAAAUAAAAAAUUUAAAUUAUGGCCAAACGAAGACGCAAGAAGAACUUUAGUAGAUCUCGGCACGUUGGUUUGCGUUCGUAGACGUAGAUCGAUUCGAGUUUGCUAGCGGCGACAGAGCGAUGAUGCGAAACGUUUUAAAAAAACUCCUUUUUAUUCAGGUGGAUGUUCGAUUUCACUUUGUUUUUAACUUGUAUGCUUUAUAAGGUAGAUUAUGCGCGCUUAAAAAAAAGCGUUUACUCUGGUUUUUAGUUUGUAAAUAAAUUGAUAUACAAUCGUUAUUGA
This is a messenger RNA of Onthophagus taurus, 2837 nucleotides long. The record is from RefSeq and is a predicted model, not a curated record. Lineage: Eukaryota; Metazoa; Arthropoda; Insecta; Coleoptera; Scarabaeidae.